CUGCUCCUCGGUCCAGCGGUGUCACAGUCUUCUCUGCCUGGCACCGGCAUCUUUAGUGUGCCAGCUUGCGGAUUCACAGCCAGGUGCCCACUGCGCAUGCGCGAGAAGUGCUGCACUUUGUCUGCAGUCUCUGGUCAUCUCCUGUACCACGUCCGCACUCUCUGGUCAUCUCCUGUACCACGUCCGCACUCUCUGGUCAUCUCCUGUACCACGUCCGCACUCUCUGGUCAUCUCCUGUACCACGUCCGCACUCUCUGGUCAUCUCCUGUACCACGUCCGCACUCUCUGGUCAUCUCCUGUACCACGUCCGCACUCUCUGGUCAUCUCCUGUACCACGUCCGCACUCUCUGGUCAUCUCCUGUACCACUCCGCACUCUCUGGUCAUCUCCUGUACCACGUCCGCACUCUCUGGUCAUCUCCUGUACCACGUCCGCAGUCUCUGGUCAUCACCUGUACCGUGUCCGCAGUCUCUGGUCAUCUCCUGUACCAUGUCCGCAGUCUCUGGUCAUCUCCUGUACCGUGUCCGCAGUCUCUGGUCAUCUCCUGUACCAUGUCCCCAGCAGUCUCUGGUCAUCUCCUGUACCAUGUCCCCAGUCUCUGGUCAUCUCCUGUACCAUGUCCCAGUCUCUGGUCAUCUCCUGUACCAUGUACCCAGUGUCAUCUCCUGCCAGUCUCUGGUCAUCUCCUGUACUAUGUCUGCAGUCCAUUGGGUCA
Staurois parvus is the source of this 714-nucleotide messenger RNA. The record is from the annotation of a GenBank genome assembly. Lineage: Eukaryota; Metazoa; Chordata; Amphibia; Anura; Ranidae.